Molecule: messenger RNA, 942 nt
Organism: Naegleria fowleri
Lineage: Eukaryota; Heterolobosea; Eutetramitea; Acrasida; Naegleriidae
Exons: 1
Coding region: 1-942 (313 amino acids)
Source: RefSeq, a predicted model, not a curated record
AUGUGUUGGUCAAAAACAAGCUCUUGUUCCUUCUUCUUGAUAGGAUUGGUCAUGACUCUUGAUCAAGUGAGAAGAAUGCAUAACAUUCAACAAAAAGAACAUCGUGGACGCAUGUUCUCUCAAGUAUUGUUGUACUUGUCUUACACACUCAUGGAGUUGUUGCAAUUCAUGCAAUAUGUGUUUGGUAUUGAAGGUACUUGUGGUACCAGUCACAAUGUGAUAUUAACCAUUCUUGCACAUGUAUUGAUUUGGACUCAACCCAUCGCUCAUAAUUAUUGGUGUUUGAAGAAUACAAGAAAAGGAAGAUCUGCCAUGAGAUAUGCUCUCUUUUCUUCAUUUGUAACAUUUCUUGUAGCAACCAUCUCGUUACUGUUGGGAUAUUAUCAUGUGGGAGGUUUUGGUUUGGAGUCCAUGAUGAUGAAGGAAGAAGAGUCGUUUUCGACAUUCACCAGUAGUAGUAGUAGUAGUUGUAGCAGUUGUAGUAGUAGCAGUAGUUGUAAUCGUAGUUGUAAUCGUACCGGUGGCAUUGGUGGUCAUUUAUUGGGUAUUGAAAUUCAAAAUGUUCAUCCUGUUCUGUGUUCCUAUCAAGGUCCUAAUCAUCUCUACUGGAUGUUUCCCUAUCAUCCCUUGUGGGGUCAUGGUAUUAGUUGGUAUGUGUGGCUCAUUCAAACAGUCACUCCACACUUAUUUAGACAUUCAGUUCCAAAUAAUGAUUUCCUUGGUAAGAAUUGGGUGGUUGCAAGUUCUGUGGUGAUGGGAUGGUUAGUAGCUCUUGUCAUUACUCUUCAAGUGGGUGGUAUUAUUCAUGAAAUUCCAUCCUAUUGGUGUCUCAUUUCAAUUCCAUGGUUAAUUCUUCCCUAUAUCUUUGCCAUGAUGAAGCCUAAAAGAUUUUUAGUGAAUGAGGAAUUGUUUAUCAAAUCAUCUCGAAAGAAAAAGGAAUAA